Messenger RNA from Chinchilla lanigera (long-tailed chinchilla), 2227 nucleotides. It is a transcript of the gene Gper1, whose product is annotated as G protein-coupled estrogen receptor 1. The transcript has 2 exons. Gene Ontology annotation, cellular component: membrane. Bases 334 to 1458 code for a protein of 374 amino acids. The record is from RefSeq and is a predicted model, not a curated record. Lineage: Eukaryota; Metazoa; Chordata; Mammalia; Rodentia; Chinchillidae. Gene Ontology annotation, biological process: G protein-coupled receptor signaling pathway. Gene Ontology annotation, molecular function: G protein-coupled receptor activity.
CUCCAGCAACUGCCGAGAGUGGGAAACAUGAGAAGGGUCUGCCCAGAACCCAGAUGGCUCAGGGAGGCCCUGCCUGUGACCCAGGUGCCCAGACAGUGAGAACACAGCUGCUGUGCCCCAAAAAUGCUGCCGCAGACCAACCAUACCGGCUCUUUCAGCUUCUGCAGCUGACAAACCCAAACCAUCACGCAGCUCUCUGUAACAGCAUUUCCUGCUAUACAAAUGCCUGGCUCUGUUAAAAGAAAAUUGCCUUCCUCUCUAAAGAUGAAACUGUUGUUUAAGACUGAUUUCUGUGACCCUUUUGCCAAAUCCUGAAAGUGGUGUGGUAAAGUCAUGGAUGUGACCUCCCCAGCCCACAUCCUGGAUGUGGAGAUCUACUCAGGCACUGUGCAGCCAGCAGCCUCCAACAGUUCCCCAGAACUCAACCUGUCCCAGCUGUUGCUUGGCACUGCCCUGGUGAACCAAACGGGUGACCUCUCCGAGCACCAGCAGUAUGUCAUUGGCCUGUUCCUCUCUUGCCUUUAUACCAUCUUUCUUUUCCCCAUCGGCUUUGUGGGGAACAUUCUGAUACUGGUGGUAAACAUCAGCUUCCGUGAAAAGAUGACAAUCCCGGACCUGUACUUCAUCAAUCUGGCUGCAGCAGACCUCAUCCUGGUGGCUGACUCCCUGAUUGAGGUGUUCAACCUGGAUGAGCAGUACUAUGACAUCGCUGUGCUCUGCACCUUCAUGUCUCUCUUCCUGCAGAUCAACAUGUACAGUAGCGUCUUCUUCCUCACCUGGAUGAGCUUUGACAGGUACAUUGCGCUGGCCAAGGCCAUGCGCUCUAGCCUCUUCCGCACAAAGCACCGUGCUAGGCUGAGCUGUGGUCUCAUUUGGAUGGCCGCUGUCUCAGCCACCCUAGUACCCUUCACAGCUGUCCACCUGCAGCACACCGAGGAGGCCUGCUUCUGCUUUGCAGAUGUUAAGGAAGUGCAGUGGCUGGAGGUAACCCUAGGGUUCAUUGUCCCUUUUGCCAUCAUUGGACUCUGCUACUCCCUCAUUGUCCGGGUCCUCAUCAAGGCUCACAGGCACCGAGGUCUGCGUCCCCGGAGACAGAAGGCCCUCCGCAUGAUCUUUGCUGUGGUCCUGGUCUUUUUUAUCUGCUGGCUACCCGAGAAUGUAUUCAUCAGCGUCCACCUCCUGCAACGGACACAGCCAGGGGAUGCUCCCUGCAAACAGUCCUUCCAUCAUGCCUACCCCCUGACUGGCCACAUCGUCAACCUUGCAGCUUUCUCUAACAGCUGCCUGAACCCCCUCAUCUACAGCUUCCUUGGGGAGACCUUCAGAGACAAGCUGAGGCUGUACGUUGAGCAGAAGACAAACCUGCCAGCCUUGAACCGCUUCUGCCACGCAGCCUUGAAGGCAGUCAUCCCAGACAGCACUGAGCAGUCGGACACCAAGUUCAGCAGUGCUGUGUGAAAAGCCUUGCUGGAAAUAGUAUGCACUUUGGCAGGGUGGGCAGGAGGCAUGGCUGUGUCGCAUUCCCAUACCUCGGCGCUGCAGUGAGAGUCACACCUGCUGGGCAAACUCUGCUCUAGUCCUCCCCGGUCUUGUCCUGCUCACUGACUUGCAAGGGACUAAGCAGGUUGCAUGGCUCUGGCUGUCUCUGCACACACUGUUUCCCCAGUGAAAAAUGAUUCUGCUCUUGACCAACAACAGCCAAAAGGAAGAGGGUGAUCUCAGUGUGAGCACUUGGUUAAAAGUUAAAUCUGCAACUUAUCAGUGGCUCUAGGGGGAAAUAAAGUCUGGACACAGAAUAUGCCUGGUGAUCUACACUGGAUGUUUCCCAUACCUAUGAAUGUAAUCCAUUACACAUGUGGUAACUUGUACAUCCUAAGCUGAAGAGGAAAAGAAGGAAGUGUUCCUCUUGCACACACCUGAGCAUUCUUAUCUCUUUGAGUGCUGCAGCGCUGCUCCUAGCCAACCCUCAAAUAUCAGCCAGGAAACCCUGGAUGCUGGGCUGGGAAGGCCCUCAUUUAGCAGAAUGCCUGCCCAUCUGCCCACCUGCCUGGAGAUGCCCACUUCAUCGCUAUAUUGUUUACAACAGUCUCUGCAAUUCCCAGAGUAUGGGAUGAGACUGGAGCCAACAUGACAUACUCUGCAUGUACGGCUGAAGAAUUUGCCGCUACAAAUGUAACAGUGGGGACAGGGAUGAUGAUGAUAUAAACAGUUCUCAUUAAAAUGUACA